Molecule: messenger RNA, 1835 nt
Organism: Zea mays
Lineage: Eukaryota; Viridiplantae; Streptophyta; Magnoliopsida; Poales; Poaceae
Product: putative F-box/LRR-repeat protein At3g58880
Exons: 3
Coding region: 35-1327 (430 amino acids)
Molecular function (GO): protein binding
Source: RefSeq, a predicted model, not a curated record
CUCGACGCCUACCAUUCACCGCGCAGGCGCCGCCAUGGGCAUUGGAGUCGUUACGAGGUCGAAGAGGAGGAGAUUGGACGAGGAACAGCGCCUCGCCGACAGGAUCAGCAGCCUCCCCGACGACGUCCUCGGUGAAAUCGUGUCCCUCCUUCCCACCAGAGCCGGCGCCCGCACGCAGGUGCUCUCCUCCCGCUGGCGCCACAUCUGGCGCUCCGCUCCUCUCAACAUGGACCUCCAUCCCGACGGCCCUGAAUGGCGGCACAUGCCCGUCGAGCAGAUCAGGCGCGUGCUCUCGGCGCACCCGGGCCCCGGACGCCGCCUCUCGGUCCCCAGCAGAUUCGGCUACCUCCACUGGAUGGACGGCUGGCUUCGGUCCGCAGCCGCCCUAGGGCCUAGACAACCUCCAGGUGCUCGAACUGAACUCACACAGCCGUCGUCCUCAUCACUGGUCGGCCUUGCCCACGCGGCCGCUUCUGCCGCCAUCGGUGCACCGCUUCUCGUCCACCCUCCGCGUCGCCUGCUUCCGCGGCUUCGGGUUUCCGACCAGUGCCAAGGCCCAAGGCCCUCCCCUCAGCCAGUCCGCCUGCCGCGUCUCCAGCAGCUGACUCUCUCGGGCGUCACCAUCUCCGAGGGCUCCCUGCAUGCCAUGCUCGCUGGCGCCCCUGCCCUGCGGAGCCUGCUCCUGCUCGACAGCAACGGGUUUGCCCGACUGCAGAUAGCGUCCUGUAGCAUAGAAAACAUCGGCGUGCGUUCCCGGUGCAGAGGUGCUAAGCUACAACACCUCGUUCUGGAGGACACGCCGUCUCUGAAGAGAUUGCUACUGUUCGAAGGAACCAAUCACAUGGAUAUCUCGGUGGUCUCCGCGCCAAGAUUGGAUGUUUUUGGGAAACUCUGUGACGACGCCACCAAACUUAAGUAUAGCAGCGCCACGACGGAUCUUCAGGGAUCACCCACUGUUAGCGUGCUGCACAGUGUGAAGCUUCUAGCUUUGUCUAGUGUGAGGAUUUCGUUGCAUGCGCUGAUUGACUUGCUCAAGUGCGUUCCCCACCUGGAGAAGCUGUACAUCGAGGCAUCAAGUGUUUGUGUGAGAAAUGGAUCGUAUCAUAAAUACCGGAAGCACAUCGGCACCCUAUGCGUCCGUCUGAGGAGGGUCGUGCUAGGAGGGUACCUAGGCAGCAAGCCACACGUCAACGUAGCCAAAUUCUUCGUAUCGAUCGCGAGAGCGCUGGAGUCGAUGAGGCUCGAGUCAUGGGUAAUUAUAAGCAAAGCCUGGUUGGCGAGACAGCAUAGGCUGCAUGCUCAACAGCAGGAAGAGGGCGUCGUCUAGGGCUGCACGGUUCGAGUUCGUAGCUCAUAAAGCAAAAAUAUUCACCGGUUCAUCACUUGAUGAUCUGCGUGCUGAGCAGGUGCAUGAUCUGUCGACGGCCGACCCCCUUUUCAAAUGUGGUUUUAGGUCUCUGGUCUGAUAUUUGGUUUUGAUUUGACCUUUAAUUGCAUUGUGUUAUCUCUCUUUCCUAGAGACACUGUGAUUUUAUCAACCCGGGAAUUUGGUGCUAUUAUAUCACUAUCGAAAUCCGGGCCUUUGCCGAGUGUCAGCGGUUUUGCUGAGUGCUUUUUAUCGGGCACUCGACAAAGAAUACUUUACCAAGAGCCGCACUCGGCAAAGUCCUGCGCUCGGUAAAGAGCUUGUUUACCGAGUGUUGGACACUCGGCACAUAGAGACACUCGGCAAAUACUGCUUGCCGAGUGGCAAACACUCGGCAAAGACGACGCUCGGCAAAGGAUCGUUAGUGGCCGUCUACAGCUGACGGCCGUCAGCCUUUGCCGAGGGCCGA